Messenger RNA from Zingiber officinale, 1131 nucleotides. RefSeq lists its product as uncharacterized. The transcript is spliced from 2 exons. Bases 1 to 1131 code for a protein of 376 amino acids. The record is from RefSeq and is a predicted model, not a curated record. Lineage: Eukaryota; Viridiplantae; Streptophyta; Magnoliopsida; Zingiberales; Zingiberaceae.
AUGCCAAGAUGCCAACCUACGAGACCCGGCUCAAUAUCCAAGCCCCAACCCACAACUCCGGCAUCCCGACCAAUCUCAACUUCUAUUCCUGGUCCCCAACUCCCAAGUGAUCCUGUUGUGUCGCCCAAAGCCAGGGCUAGAGUUGAGCAAGGGAAAGCUCCCAUCGUUACAGAGCAACCCUAUGCUCCAGUGGCCCCUGCUACAUCGAAUGCCCCACCCGGGCCUUCCUCCUUUCCCGAAGUGCCUCCUACACCAGCAUCCCAAGACACCCCUGCGACUCAAGCUGGAUUUUCCUCCAUCCGACCAUCCUCCUCGACACAUCUUGAUCCCAGCGAGAUCGCUAUCGGGUCAUCAACUCAUCCUCCUUCAGGCGAGAUCGCUGUUGGACCGUCACAAUCACAGCGCUCUCACUAUCGCCAUUAUCGAGCCACCAAGCCGUCAGAAUGGGGCAUGCGUGGUCCGUCAAAUGCCCAGACUAGUCAUCUCACGCCGAGGGGUCAGUUAUCGACCGAUUGGGAGGAAAGUCUACGGCGGAUGCAUGCUCUCCCCAUGCUCACUCAGCUGGAUCGAUUUUCUGAAGGAUCUACUGCGUCGUUCUCCCUCCUGUAUCAACAAAAUAAAGCUUUGACAGAUACAAUGGCUGACCUAGAAUCCAAAUUGUCUGACCCUGCCUCGGGCGUGUCCCAACUAAGGGCAGAAGUGUCAACCUUAAAGAAGGUGAACGCCACCCAUGAACAAACCCUGGGGGAGGCCCAGCUAGAGAUCGACCGCCUCCGAGAAGAAAAGAGCAGGCUUGAAGCUCUUCUGAAGUCAUCCGAGAAUAAGUGCCAAGAAGCUCAGUCAAAAUUGGCUCAAUGCACAACAACUUUGGAGGAUUUAAGGUUUGCCCAUAAGAAAGAGACGGAUCGCAAGGCCCAAGAGCUGAGUUCCCGGGACCUGCUUAUUAUGGACCAGAGGCGGGACCUGGAGUCCCAAGCGACAAGGUUGGGUUCUCUACAAGCAGAGCUAUCUCAAGCUCAAUCUGCACUAUCAAACUCUGUUAUUGCCCUGGAGACCUACAAGGCUGGGGAACACGACCGCCUGCAAGCAAGCCUAGAAGAAUAUUUGCGCUCUCCAGAUUUUGGCGCAUAG